CUCUGUUCUCUCGAUUUGUCUGUCUCCGUGGAGAAGCAGCUUGUGCUUGGAAAAAAAAUCAGGGGAAUGGCACGGUUAUAAUCACGGACAGCGAGUGAGACAGUGCGAGGUGCCUCCAGACCGUGCUCGGCCUCAUCCCUGACCCUGAUGGCGGCGGCCGUGGUGGACGGGGUAUCAGUUGCCCCCAUCUCGGGCAGCUGUACGUCCGUGAACACAGUUUGUUCGGAUAGUGACCACCCGGUGAGCCUCAGCUCUUCCACUUCCUCGGCAUCGCUGCAGGAUGGUCACAGCUCGUUCGGCAGCAAUGGGACCCUGGUACCAAGCACAGGCAGUUUCAGUUACCCCGCUGUGCUCGGCAGCGACAUCAGCCUGGACCUAACACCGGUCAGCCAUGCCAAGGCCCCCUUGGGGGAGGGGGAUGGCAGGCCCGGGAACAUGAUGAUGGAAGCUCCCCGGGGAAUGGACUGUCGCGGUGUUCCCUGGUCCCCUCCUCCCAGCGCCACGUCCCAACUCAAGGAGCCCCUGGUGAAGCUGUCCCAUGUGGACAGGGUGGUGAAGGAGAUCAUUGAAACUGAACAGGCGUUCGUUCGGGAUUUGAAGAGCAUCGUGGAGGAAUUUGAAAAUCUCUGCGAGCUCCGUUUUAAAUUCUUGUCUCGAACCUCUGAGCAAAGCUCUUCCAAAAAUCGCAGGACCUGCGUUGGCAGCCGCCAGGCAAGAUUCCAACAGCAGAAAUAA
Messenger RNA from Rhincodon typus (whale shark), 735 nucleotides. RefSeq names its product pleckstrin homology domain-containing family G member 1-like. The record is from RefSeq and is a predicted model, not a curated record. Lineage: Eukaryota; Metazoa; Chordata; Chondrichthyes; Orectolobiformes; Rhincodontidae. Bases 148 to 735 code for a protein of 195 amino acids. The transcript is spliced from 3 exons.